Anopheles moucheti is the source of this 2121-nucleotide messenger RNA. Its product is annotated as zinc finger protein 425-like. Bases 126 to 1742 code for a protein of 538 amino acids. The record is from RefSeq and is a predicted model, not a curated record. The transcript has 2 exons. NCBI's taxonomy places the organism in Eukaryota, Metazoa, Arthropoda, Insecta, Diptera, Culicidae. Gene Ontology annotation, biological process: regulation of cytokine production; regulation of immune system process; negative regulation of transcription by RNA polymerase II.
AAAUGUAAAUAAAACAAAGCUCUCCAGCGCAGAAAAAAGGAACCCCAAAUCACCAACAGCAGUACAUAAUUUAUCGAUUUUCCUACAAUUUAACACUGCUACAAGCGACGUAAAAGUUCUCAAUAAUGGAGUCGGACACAACUAGCGAUGCGAAAAGGAAACUACCAGCCUAUUACUACCUGCAACCUUCCAAGAAUGGCGAUGAAGAAGCGGAAGAGGAGCUGUACGAUUCCAACGGAACACACAUUACGUCCGACUACCUAAACGAUGUGGUCGCCGAAUCCAUGUCGGACAUGUACGCCGUCGUGCAGCCGGUCUCUUCCGACACCCCACAGUAUCGGUGUAACGAGUGCGAUAAAAUUCUUCCCAACACGGGCCACUUGAUAGCGCACAUCGUGGUGCAUACGGGUGAAAAUCCGUAUUUAUGUAGCCUUUGCCAACGAUCGUUCGCAAACUCAACGCGGCUUAAGUUGCAUCUGAAAACGCACUGCAUCAAAAAAUUGCACCCAGGAUUGACGGUGACAAGAAUUACGAAGAGUGUUCCAGUGUCGCCACCUGUGUCGUCUACCAGCAUUGUGGGAAAUGUGGAUCAAAAUCCAAGUAUUGUGAAACCAGCCACAUUCCGUUGCAUUGAGUGUGAGCAGACACUACCGAAGGACACGCUUUACCGGCACAUGAAGCAGCAUCUACAGGAGAAAAAUAUUUUCUCACAAAAACCACCACACAAAUGCAGUCAUUGCGGCGAAACAUUUCCUAAAGUUUCAACAUUACAGUUACACCAGGAAUCUUGUCAAACGUCUUCUAUAAAGGUGACAUCGGAGGUGGAUCUGGUGCCGAUUAACAAGCAAGAUCCGUGCUCUAACUUUAAAAAACAGAUCGAAUCAAAUCCCAUCCUAUCGGGACUGCUAAUGAAGGAAUCACCAGAACCUCCACUCUCUGUUACCACAAUCGAAGUAGAUCACCAAGAUCCAUCCCAGCCUGAUGAUACGCCCGAGAGUGUUGUACAAAAAUGUCUUAAAGAGGAAUUGCAGGAGCAUGACGAAGCAAAAAUGGAGACAAACGAACUGCCUCAAGGGGAUGUGCCAUCUGACCUACCUGAUAGCAUGAUCAAAAAUACCUCCGCAGGAGUUGGAUUCGUCAUCAGUUCGGUAGCUACCGUAGAUCAACAAUUUCUCGAAAAUCUCGCCCAAAUGGAACUGCAAACACGGACACCGGAGCUGGAAGAAAUGGCCCCGGACGAUUCGGAAACUCUACCAUUACCAACAGCAUCGCUUCCCAGCUUCAAUUCGGCCACAUCGACGACCUGUGGUCUGUGCGGUAAAUCGUUUGGCGAAAAAUUUGGCCUUCGACAGCAUAUGCGCAUCAUGCACUCCGAUACCAAACCGUUCAAAUGUCCCGAGUGUAGGAAACGGUUCGCCAAAGAGAACUCACUUUUGAUUCAUCUGCGCGUACACGUAAGCAAUCGUCCAUUUAUGUGUAUUGUGUGCUAUAAAACGUUCACCCGCGCAACAGCACUGAACGGCCAUUUGUCUUCCCAUUCGCACGAGCCACUAAAGUGUUUCUCCUGCGAAGAGACACUACCGAACGUGCAGAAGUAUGCGUACCACAUCGAGAUAGCUCAUCCUCAAUUCCCGGAAGUAUUGUACCGGAUACGAGCGGAAAAACCGGAACACGAGCGGACAAAGCUGUUACGGCAGCUGUUACUUCAACAUCGGCCUGCUUCAUCAACCCAUGAAACCUGAUCAAACUAUUGAGGAAUUGAUGCGUUAAUUGCUAAGUUUGUGGAGUAUCAAGAAAUCGGGAAAAAAAAUUGAUUAUAAAGUAAAUAAUUUAUUGGAUAAUCUAUAAACAAACACCCAGUGUAAGGUAGAGGAGUAGUUCGAUCUAAUGUAACGAAAACUUCAGUGCACACUAGAUCCAUUUAGGAAAAUGAUCAGCUAGUGAAGAUUCUCAUGAAAGAUAUUUCUUGAUCACCCUCGUUAAUUUUCAAUGAUGUAAUUAAUGAUAAAGGACGUUGAUAGCAAUACGUCCUGGUCGUUCUUCUUAAAUAAAAAUCAAAGCAGGGUAGACUCGAACGAGGGUUCGAGUUUAUCGCGUAAAAAUCUCUCAAAAUACUGAAUU